Molecule: messenger RNA, 1830 nt
Organism: Emiliania huxleyi CCMP1516
Lineage: Eukaryota; Haptophyta; Isochrysidales; Noelaerhabdaceae
Exons: 8
Coding region: 1-1602 (533 amino acids)
Source: RefSeq, a predicted model, not a curated record
AUGCUGUCGAUGUAUGCGCGUUCCCUCUCGCGAGCCUCAGCGCGAAGCGCUAGAUCGCCGCCGCUCCUAGCCCUGGCAGCUCGCACCGCGCGGUCCGUGCCGGCCGUGGCGGCGCAGCGCCGGCUGCUCUGCGACGCCAGCGGCGGGCCCAGCUCAGGCGUCGUGACAGCUCUGGACAUCCUGCGGUCCGUGUCGGGCGCUCGCUACACGAUGGACGACCCGCUGCGCGCGUCCAUCGGCGAGGGCGAGCCCAUUUCUGCGGCCAUUCACCGCAUGGUGAGACCGCACGGCGACAAGAGCCGGCCCGGCGCGACGCCGGAGGGGUGGAACGUUCCCGUCUCUUCGGUGAUGACGCCGGCGAAGGACCUCGUCUACCUCUCCCCGAGCGACACGCUCGACGAAGUUCGCUCGCUGAUGGCGCUCUCUGGCCGGCGGCACAUUCCGGUGCUCGCCGGCUCGACGCUGCUCGGCAUCCUCAACCCGAAGGACAUUGCAAAGUACAUUCACCUGCAGCGAAAUGCGAGCACCUCGGCCAAGUCCGACUUUGUGCAGACCGUGAUGCCGCGCAAGGGCGUCCCGAUCGGCACCAAGCUGACGCGCGGCAGCGGGCUCGCGGGCCGAGGCGGCGCUGCUGCAGGAACCUUCUUGGAACCUUCUUGGAACCGUCCUGUAGGCAGCGGGCUCGCGGCCGAGGCGGCGCUGCAGCUCUACUCGGCGGUCGCGCUGCUGCCCCACCCGGCCAAGACAGAGAGCGGUGGCGAGGACGCUUUCCUCCUCGGGCCGCACAUGAUUGGAGUCGCCGACUCUACAGGAAGGGAGGGCGGCAUCGACCCCGCCGCCUAUGCGCGCGGUCUGAUGUUUGCGUCGCGAAACUCGUGCGCCUCGCUCCAGCGGGAGGAGGGGCUCCUGGCCAGUCGACGCUCCUCCACCGCCUGCCUCGUCUCACUCGACCCGCACAAGACAGAGCUCCGCGCGGCAAACAUCGGCGACUCUGGCUUCCUUCUGCUGCGCCGGCAGGCGCCCGACUCUGGGGACGCGCCGGACGACCGCUUCGAGACGCCGCAGGACAGUCGCUUGCGCGGGCCAGGGCACGACGCCUCCCUGGUGCGUGUGCCCGUGCGGCCGGGCGACAUCCUCGUGCUCGCGACCGACGGCCUCUUCGACAACGUGGACGAGGAGGCGCUGCUCGACACGAUAGAGGACCUGAUAGAGGGGUCGGGCACGGGCGCGUCGCCGCAGCAGCUGGCGGAUGCCAUCGCGGCGCGCGCCAAGGAGCUCUCCCUCGACAAGAGCGUCGACUCGCCCUUUGCGAUCCUCGCAAAGGAUAACGACAUCCUCUGGGGCGGAGGCCGGCCAGACGACAUCACGGUGCUCGUCUCGCAUAUCCUGGACCGCGCGGACGCGCGCGCGCCGCCGACGGAUUGGGCCGCCGUCUCUGGGCCGGGCGAGCCGCCGCCAGAGCUGCUGGAGGCUGAGGCGCUGCUGGCGGCGGAGAGGCUGGCGGCGGAGGCGCGGACGGCGAGCGGGCUCGGGGCGGAGAGGGGGGAGGAGGAGGAGGUGGAGAGGCUCGAGGAGGAGGCGCGCGUCGGAGCCUCGCGCUGAGGAGACGGUGGCGGGGAGAGCUCUCGCCGCUCUCGUGUUCCCGCGGUCGGGGCGGCAUCGUGUGGCCCUCGCAUGUCGCAGCCUUUCACUCCGCCUCUCGCUCGACGCUCGGUCCUCGGACAGGGUCACAUUGUGCGAAGUACCGCUCUGUAACGUGUGUAAGAGACUGUGUCACGCAUGCAUGCAUGGACGGAUGGAGAGGUUGUUUUUUGAGAUCUAUCUCAAAAG